GGCACCCAGGCAGCAUGGAGGAGGAGGAGGAAGCCAUCUGACUGGAGUACACAGUGUACAAAAGCUAGACCAGGCGGGAGGAACGGAGUAGAUUGGGACAAGGUGACUGUUAUCCAUUGUACUUCGGAAAAUCAGGAUUCUGGACAUGAAGUCAUAUGCCCUCUGGGAUAUUUCCCUUGUGGCAAUAUAACAAAGUGUUUGCCUCAACUUCUUCACUGUAAUGGUGUGGAUGACUGUGGGAACCAGGCUGAUGAAGACAACUGUGAAGGCCAUCUCUCUUUGGGGAGGAAGGAGAAAAGCACACAAAUAGAAAUAUUUUCAAGGGACAACAAUGGAUGGUCUCAACAAUUUGAUAAGUAUUUUGCAAAAUACAAUGAAAUGACUUCCUCGCGUGCUUUUGAGGUAAAGACAUCGGAGUGCUUGGUUGAUUCUGUGCCAGCAGAAUGUCUGUGCCGAGGGCUAGAGCUUGACUGUGAGGGUGCCAAUUUACGCGCGGUCCCUUCAGUCUCUUCAAAUGUAACUCUGAUGUCCCUUAAACGGAAUCAGUUAAGAAAGCUUUCUGCUGAUAGUUUCAAGAAGUACCAGGACCUUAAAAAUCUGUUUCUUCAGAAUAAUAAAAUCAGAGUUGUAUCGGAACAUGCUUUCAAAGGAUUAUACAACCUGACAAAACUGUAUCUAAGUCACAACAAGAUAACCUUUUUAAAGCCUGGUGUCUUUGAAGAUCUGCAUAAGCUUGAGUGGCUGAUAAUUGAAAAUAACAAGAUCAAUCAGAUCUCUCCACUAACAUUUCAUGGACUCAACUCACUUAUUCUCCUAGUGCUGAUGAAUAAUUCUCUUGCGCGUUUGCCUGACAAACCUCUUUGCCAACACAUGCCCAGGUUACAUUGGCUGGACUUUGAAGGCAAUCAUAUACAUAAUUUAAGAAAUGUCACUUUCAUCUCCUGCAGCACUCUAACUGUACUGGUGAUGAGAAGAAACAAAAUCAGCUCCUUAAAUGAAAACAGCUUUUCCUCUCUCCAGAAGUUAGAUGAAUUAGACUUGGCUAACAACAAGAUUGAAUCACUUCCUCCAUACCUAUUUAAGGAUCUGAAGGAGCUCUCACAGCUGAACCUUUCAUAUAACCCAAUCCAGAAAAUACAAGCAAACCAGUUUGAUUACCUACUAAAACUCAAAUCCCUCAGCCUGGAGGGCAUUGAAAUUACAAAUAUCCAAAGAAGGAUGUUCAAACCACUUAGAAAUCUCUCCCAUAUAUAUUUUAAGAAAUUCCAGUAUUGUGGAUAUGCCCCUCAUGUGCGCAGCUGUAAGCCAAAUACCGAUGGGAUUUCAUCCUUUGAGAAUCUCUUAGCUAGCACUGUACAGAGAGUGUUUGUCUGGGUUGUUUCUGCUGUCACUUGCUUUGGAAAUAUCUUUGUUAUCUGCAUGCGGCCUUACAUCAGAUCUGAGAACAAGCUCCAUGCCAUGUCAAUAAUGUCUCUCUGCUGUGCUGACUGUCUGAUGGGAAUAUAUUUAUUUGUGAUUGGAGCCUUUGACGUUAAAUAUCGUGGAGAAUACAACAAGCAUGCUCAGUUGUGGAUGGACAGUAUCCACUGCCAAUUGGUGGGCUCAUUGGCUAUUCUGUCCACAGAGGUGUCAGUUUUACUGUUGACUUACCUGACUUUGGAAAAAUAUAUAUGCAUAGUUUACCCUUUUAGGUGUUUGAAGCCAGGAAAAUGCAGGACAAUUUCCAUUUUGAUUCUCAUCUGGGUUAUUGGCUUUGUGGUUGCUUUUAUUCCACUGAGCCACAAGGAAUUUUUCAGAAACUACUAUGGCACCAAUGGGGUCUGUUUUCCUCUUCAUUCAGAACAGGCAGAAAGUACAGGAGGCCAGAUUUAUUCUGUUGUUAUUUUUUUAGGUGUAAACUUGGCAGCUUUUAUCAUCAUUGUGUUUUCCUAUGGAAGUAUGUUUUACAGUGUUCACCAAACAGCCAUCACAGCAACUGAAAUCCGGAAUCAUAUUAAAAAAGAGAUGACCCUUGCUAAACGGUUUUUCUUCAUUGUUUUCACUGAUGCAUUAUGCUGGAUUCCCAUCUUUAUUUUGAAAUUGCUUUCUUUACUUCAAGUAGAAAUACCAGGUACUAUAACUUCCUGGGUGGUGAUUUUUAUACUGCCCAUAAAUAGUGCUUUGAAUCCUCUCCUCUACACUCUGACCACACGACCUUUCAAAGAAAUGAUUCAUCAGGUUUGGUAUAAUUACAAACAAGGAAGAUCCAUAGGAAGCAAAAGCAGUCAGAAAACAUAUGGCCCAUCAUUUAUCUGGGUAGAGAUGUGGCCAAUGCAAGAGAUCACACCAGAGUUAACAAAGCCUGCUAUUUAUACAGACUCCUCUGAAACAUCAGAAACCACGCAUUCCACAAGACUGAAUUCAUACAGAUAA
Molecule: messenger RNA, 2412 nt
Organism: Emys orbicularis (European pond turtle)
Lineage: Eukaryota; Metazoa; Chordata; Testudines; Emydidae
Gene: RXFP1
Product: relaxin family peptide receptor 1
Exons: 19
Coding region: 379-2412 (677 amino acids)
Biological process (GO): activation of adenylate cyclase activity; hormone-mediated signaling pathway; adenylate cyclase-activating G protein-coupled receptor signaling pathway
Cellular component (GO): plasma membrane
Molecular function (GO): G protein-coupled peptide receptor activity; protein binding
Source: RefSeq, a predicted model, not a curated record